This is a messenger RNA of Sphenostylis stenocarpa, 381 nucleotides long. The record is from the annotation of a GenBank genome assembly. NCBI's taxonomy places the organism in Eukaryota, Viridiplantae, Streptophyta, Magnoliopsida, Fabales, Fabaceae.
AUGGAGAAAGUGGUCCAUGACAUUCAGUAUUGUUGGUGUGGAGUUGCACAAGGCAAACCUGCAGGCCAUGAGGCCAUGGAUAUUCAUUCUUUAAGGGUUCUUGUUGUGGAGUCGUUGGUGCCGCUAGGGCUUCGGAGUGUGUUGUUUGGGAGUGCUACGUUGGAGCAGUUGGUUGAGUUUUGUGGAAGGGAGGGUGGUGGUGAUGCUGCUGAGGUGGCGUUUGGGGUACUUGUUCGGGUUUGUACUGAUCCUUGCAAUGGUUUGAUGCCGGAUUCAAAAAUGCGGUUGAGGGGCAAUACUAAGAGGGUCUUAGACCUCAUGAAGAAGCUCCGGGUGACGGAAGUUCAGUAUCAUAGGGACUUGUUUUUUUGCUAUUGUUGA